AUGUACACUCUACAGACAGCGUUACAUUGGGCCGCGAAAAAAGGACGAAAAGAUGUGGCUGAAAUAUUAUUAAACACAGGAAUGGAUGUGAAUACAAAAUCGGUGAGAGUUUCUCUACAUCCAACUUUAAAUUUUUUUGUGUUCCUUAGAUGAUUUUGUUCAACAAUGAGAGAAUUUGUUUUGUCUUGUUCACUUACUUCUUUGUUUUCUAUUUUAUUCGACUUAAUAAUCCUGAUCUGAAAUUAUGGAUACACCGUCCGUCGUAAAGAAGGUAAAAAUUUGGAAUAUGCUUUGCUUCCCUUUUCUGCUAAAAAUAUUGUUAAUGUACCUCAAGACAGAAUCUCUCUCUCUCUUGUGUACCUGUAUUUUUCUAACCACCUUUUAAUUUGUUUUUUUUUCCGGUUGGUAACUACGUGCACCUACAAAAGGGGGUAAGUACUUGUUUAAAUGCAUGCUUUUCCCUUAAUCAGCUUUAACUAAAAUACAUUCGGACCUCCUGUACCACCCGAAAUGCGAAGAUUUAAUGGUCAAUUAAGGGAGCUGGGUUGCUUAGGAGAAUGGAACCAAAAGGUAUCUUUUCUGAGUAGAGGUCUUGAUAAACCUUUUGUAAGAGAAUUUGCUGUUUGCGUUGUCUAAGUUACGAUAUGUGUAGUUCCGUCUUUCACUGAAAGUUCCUCCUAUUCUUUGAGCUGCGUAGCACAUGUAGCGAACAAAAGGCGGGUCUCAAGUGGGGCGGUCGCUUGCAAGAGCUUGUAAACAAUGGAAAAUUAUAAAACUGCCUCCACAAAAAGAGGUGGCGGUCGCUUACGAGUGGUUCCAACUAAAAGGUUUUGUGUUUUGGAUAGAUGAUCGCUUACAAGAGGUGGUUGCGCACGAAGGUUCGACAUGUACAAGGGGCAAAAGACGACGAGAAAGUUUCCCCCGACAUCUCGGACAUUUUUUUUUAUUUUUAUAUACCUCGUAAUAGAGCGGUUCGACUGUUGGCAGUCCUGAGCAAACUCAUACCCAGACUCUUUUCUCUUUCUUCUUCCCGUCUAUCUUCGUUAGGAGUAGCCUGUUCCAGGAAGGCAGCAUUCAGACGGUGGGGAGCAAGUUGAAUCGUACGCGGGGAAAACAAGCUGGGAAAAAAAUGAGGGGAAACUGGGGUUGGGACUGGGACGGGGGACUGUUCCCUCUCUAGCCUCCCCUGGUUUUUUCCUCCAAGCUCUACUUCUAAGCACCUGGAACAGGCUAUCUCAAGAGUCGAUUUUAGACUUCGAAGCCCAUACGUAAGGCAAUCAAUAGUCUUUGAUUAUAAUUAUAAAUUGUAUUCAUCACUUGUAUUCUCACUGACUGAGAGCCUACAUUAAUUUUGGAAAUAAGAGCACCCUAAAGAUUAUUCACUAAUCUGCAGUCAGCAGAUAAGUAAAAAAACUGUGGGAAUAUUGUAUGUUUUUUAAGAAAAAUAAACAGUGAUUAUGGAAGCUGAUUACAAAACAAUCGGUGCGUAAAGGUUUUGUGACAGUCGAGAUAAUUAAGAUUGAUCUCUUUAAGUGUUAUCAUAUCAGCCAAUACCUUUGACUGAGUUGUUAUGCUAGCCUGUCCAGAAACCCUCUAUUUUACCCUUGGAGAUCGUCGAGCGCGCGCGGGAGAUUUUUUGACCGCUAGGGCAAGGGAGUGGUGCGUUCGCGUGCUCAUCGAUUUUCGAAAAGGAAAAGAAAACAACCUCUGCGUACAGGCUAUUGUUAUGCUGUUAGCUUAAAGGUACUCAGUCCUCUUAAUAUUGUGAUUUGUUUUCAGGGAUACACUGCUCUGCAUCUCGCUGUAAUUCAUAACCAUGAGAAUAUCAUUAUUUCUCUUUUGGACUGUGGUACGUUUUCUUUUUCUUCGCAUGAAAUAGUCGUCGUUUGAUAAUAGAACCAUAAUGGGGAAUCCACAUGAGUUAUGGCUCCUGGGUACAUUUCUUGCAGAAAAUGACUAAAACAUAUGAUAUUGAUCACUGUUGUGAACGAUUUCUUCCCUGAUUUUUUUUCUUUUUUUGUCAAAGGUGCUGAUGUUGAAGCCCGCGAUUACAGCGGCCGCAAACCUAAACACUACAUAAAGGAAUCUAUGUCAUUAUGGUUACAAAGUAAGUUCAUGGACUAAUACAGCACCUCUAAUUCCGCGUAUAUAUAAAAAAAUAAAAAAUAGUUUUAAAUUUCGCUGGUAAAACUCGAUGAUUUAAAAGACUUGUUUGUCUACGACAAUGUGCCAUGGACUCUUUUUACGCGGCGGCAAUGUGAAAUCCCUGAAGAAUAAAAUGCUUUUUUUACAUGCGUAAAUCUGUUCAGAGGGCUUGGUUACAUAGAGGUGGGUGACCCCAGAUAGGUGAGGUAACAUGUGGCGGGUCACCCGUUCAUGUAAACGUGAUCAAAUUAAAAUGUGAGAUUAUAUGGACAGGCGGGUUACCUCACUUACUUGUGGUCCCCCACCUCUAUGUAAACAGGCCCUAAUUGUGUGUACAUGGAGAUUUACAUGUAAGUUUAUACGUAGAUAUAUUUUACAUGUGUAAAUUUGUUCUCAAGAGACAAGACGUUUUUUUUUUAGCCAAAGUGGUAGCGCUUAAUUCUUCGCCUCAGCUGAAAUCCUCAAACUCUGUCGACGUCUUCGGAUUUCGGAAAAUUAUCGCACCCGUUUCUCCCGUUAAGCUGUAGUUCUGUUCUGAAACAUGUAUCUUUUUGAAAGGUCUCAUGCUGAAACAAUUUGUUAUCAUUUAGGAAAACUUGGAAGGAAAAUGGCCCCGUCAGGUGCGUAGAAAUACAACCCGUGAGCAUAACAGUACAAAAACCAAACCUAUCACUUAUUAGGACAUUUACUAAAGAUUGACGUUUCUAAAAAAAAAGGUGGUGAUUAUACUUUUUAGAAAAAAAAUUGUAACGUCUUUCAUAGAGUCGUAAAUAAUCGCUGAUUUCAUCUGGUCAUUUCAUAACUUUUACAUCGUAUCUUAUGCUAUGCCCUGCAGUAUAUCACAGUUCAAGGAACAGGCAAUUCUUUUACUGUCCCACAAAUUAAAAGAAAAUAGCGUCCCCGGGUGGGCUUGAACCACCAGCCUUUCGGUGACAUUAACGUUAACAGCCGAACGCGCUAACCGAUUGCGCCACGGAGACGUAUGCGAACAGUCCUUCUUAAAAAGGGCAUAUCCAGCUUUGUACCUUUCCAAACUGGCAUGCAUGGUACAGUGAAAACUAAAUGGCUAAUAUUUUUCUGCGAAGAUGAGCCUUACGGUUAAGCUCGAAACCCCCCCACCCCUUCUCUCUAAACCCUGCUCCGUGCUCCUUUUCUUUGUCCUUGUUUUCAAAUUUUUUCCUUCUGUGACAGUUCAUAAAACGUAUAUUUUCUACAUGGCAAGGAUUUUCUUAGGGGCAAGCGCGAAACGCGAGUGACUGAUGACGAAACGCAAUGGACCAUGGAAAGGAGAAAGAAGGCAGGCGAAGCGCCGUAUCGCCCGUAUUCUCUUUCCCGCCUUUCUUAGCGCGCAAAUUUUCAUCGAGAGAGAGACUUUUGACACUUUUGGGUGCGAGGCAGAUAAAAUACAGUUAGUGAUACGGGGAACUCAGGAAAAUCUGUUUUGUUAUAACAACGGAACAUUACUAAGGGUUCCUGUUAUGUGUGCUUUGCAAGGGACUAUCAUGCAGGCUAGCCGUGUAAAUGACUUUUUUAAAAUAACCAAGAACCAUUAUGGCUCUUGAUACAACCCUUUACACUUUUUUUUUUUUCAAUUUUUUUUUUCAGUUCUAGUAUCAUCAGAGGAGACCUUGAACAGAGGAUUUCACAACAUUGGUUCCAUCUUUUUCGAUAUCAAAGCACUUAGCAAUUCCCUUGGGACUGGCCUGGACAAACUAGACGAAAAGCCAAAUAAGCUUCAUAUUCCGAGAAAUAAAGUAGCAAGAUCGGUAAAUAAACCGGACUUUAAAUUUUGUUUGUUUGUUUUCACUCAGUGAUGUUUGUAGUCAACGAAGCAAAGUUAAACAGAGAGAGUUGUCUUGUAGAGAGUUGACUGCUAAUAGUCUCUAAAAUAUUUGUCCGUUUCAAAGUUUCACAAACUGAGAAAGCAGAUGGGAAAAAUAUCCAGAUCAGAAAAAAACCGACAAAACAAAAAGACUAUGAUACAGUAAAUUCAUAUGGUUGUUAUAUAUUGUCUGCAAGUUAAUUGGAAAGGUUUUUUGGGAGCUGCGAGGCAUUAAAGUAUUCGCUGCAGUUGUGAAGGGUUUGCCUCUUUAGAUAUAAUACAAAAGUCAACGUACGCAUGAUCUGCCUUGCCCCUGUACGGCGUGUUUCCAGGUCUUUUCGGUCAAUGAUUUCCGGUGACGUAUUCCAGUGAACGGCUGGACCACGUGACCCGAAACGCGUAUGCCACACGGAAUAAUGAGGCCAAGGACUAGGAAACGCACGCUCCUCCGAGGCAACACAAACAGGCCGUUUAGGAAAAGUGACAGUUAGUGAAGGCGAUUUCAGUUGUAAAACUUACACCUUCCUGUCCAAACUUUUAAAAAUUAAUUCUGGAGUAUUUGCCAUAACACUAUGAAAUCUUACAUUUGCAGUCGUCUUUUGUGAAGAUUUAUAAAAACGUCACUGGAAAAUUCAAGGAUAAGAAUCCACCCAAACUAGAAAUUCCUGAGUGUACAAGGUGAGGUAACUUGCAUUUUCUUGGAUAUAUUAUCAUUUUAUUUUCUGGCCUUCCCUCUUUGUACCAAAUGUAACGCCACUAAAAAAAAUAAUUUGGUAAAAGCUCUUUAAAUGAGAACAUGUUUUAGUCUUCGCAAGAUCAUGAACUGAAAUUGAGUGGUUGAUGGACCGGUUUAUUUUACACACUUCAUCAUUCACAUACAAUACUCCUCAUAUACUAGAUUCGGCACAUGUGAAGUGCAACGUUUGAACCGAGCCUUAAACAAUGUAAGUGAGCGUAGUUUUUUCUAGCCUGAGAAAACAGCCGACAUUUCGCGAAGCUACCACUGGUUUUCUCCCAAAAUGACAUCUGAGAGACGAGCGCAGAAAUUCCACAAUGAUGACGUGUCACUAUCCAAGACUGGGAAUUGCUUCUGAUUGGUUGAAGCGAAUUUCCUUCGCGACACAACUAAAAAGAAUUAUACUACCCAGGUCUGACAAGUGACGGUGGUAACACGUCAUCAGUAAUGAGUAUGGAAUUUCUGGGAUCGAUCAUCAGACGUCAUUUUGCGGGCGGAAUCGCGAAAUGUUGGCUAUUUUCUCAGGCUAAGUUUUGGUGUAAUCCAAACAAUUUUCUUAAAAAUAUCCCUCUAUUCCUUUGCUUGUAGCUAUCAGAGAACAGGCCGCGCAAGGUCUGCUCCUGACAUCAACAACAUCGCAACGUGGAACCCACGAUUCGUUAAAGUGUGCGUUAAGCUGUGA
Molecule: messenger RNA, 5385 nt
Organism: Porites lobata
Lineage: Eukaryota; Metazoa; Cnidaria; Anthozoa; Scleractinia; Poritidae
Source: the annotation of a GenBank genome assembly